AUGCCUUCUGCCGUUGGGAGUGAGAUGAUUGCGUUGUGCAUCGCAUUCUUACGCUCGUCUGAGUACAUCAAGAACCCCUACCUCAAGUCCUCGCUGGUUACGUUGCUUUUCUCCGGCACGUGGCCGUUUAUGCACUUCAAGAAGGGCGUCCUCGGCGAUCAGCUUUACGGGUCGAAAUUCGCCAACGACAACCUCUUGCACGCGCUGAUGAAGUUCUACAUUGAGGCGGAAUCGACCGGUGCCCAUACCCAGUUCUACGACAAAUUCAACAUCCGUUACGAGAUCUUCCAAGUUAUCAAGUGUGUCUGGGGCAACGACAUCUACAAGCAGCAGUUGACCCGAGAGAGCAAGGUCAACCGACAAUUUUUUGUUCAGUUUGUCAACCUACUGCUCAACGAUGCCACCUACGUGCUCGACGAGGCGUUGACGAAGUUCCCCAAAAUCCAUACUUUGCAGCAAGAGCUGGAAUUCGGCAACAGCCUGUCGGCGCAAGAAAGGGAGAAGAAGCAGGAAGAGCUGCAGGCGCUGGAGGGGCAGGCGGGGUCGUAUAUGCAGCUCGCCAACGAGACGCUGGCGAUGAUGAAGCUCUUCACGUCGGCACUGGCUUCGGCCUUCACGAUGCCAGAAAUCGUGCAGCGUCUGGCGAGCAUGCUGAACUACAACCUGGAGACGCUGGCGGGCCCCAAAAUGGGCCAGCUCAAGGUGAACAACCCGUCAAAGUACCACUUCCAGCCGCGAGUGCUGCUGUCGGACUUUGUCGACAUCUACCUCAACCUGGGGUCGUCGCAAGCGUUCAUCGACGCGGUUGCUUCGGACGGGCGGUCGUACAAGCCGGAGGUGCUGGACAAGGCCAGAUUCAUCCUGUCGAAGCGGAGCAUGAAGGACGCCAGCGAGCUUGAGCAGUUCGACAGACUGAAGAGCAAGUUUGAGGAGUCAAAGAAGAUUACGGACCAGGCGGAACUGGACCUCGGCGACAUCCCCGCCGAGUUCGAGGACCCGAUCAUGGGUGACCUGAUGAAGGACCCAGUGAUCUUGCCGUCAAAGCACAUUGUCGAUCGCGGCACCAUCGUGCAGCACCUGCUAUCGGACCCCAAGGAUCCUUUCACGCGGCAGCCGAUGACGGUGGACGAUGUGAUCCCGCACACCGAGCUGAAGGACAAGAUCGAGAAGUGGAAGGGCGAGAGGAUCGCGGCGGCCAAGGCCAGGGCGCAGGGCGAUGCAAUGGACACGACGCAGGAUUGA
Molecule: messenger RNA, 1242 nt
Organism: Colletotrichum higginsianum IMI 349063
Lineage: Eukaryota; Fungi; Ascomycota; Sordariomycetes; Glomerellales; Glomerellaceae
Product: ubiquitin elongating factor core
Exons: 2
Coding region: 1-1242 (413 amino acids)
Biological process (GO): protein polyubiquitination
Cellular component (GO): ubiquitin ligase complex; nucleus; cytoplasm
Molecular function (GO): ubiquitin-ubiquitin ligase activity
Source: RefSeq, a predicted model, not a curated record